CGGUGCGUGAGGUUCCCAACGGGGCGAGUCGGUUCUUGGUGAGCAGGAGGUCUCUCCACACGGACACACACACACUCCGGGACCGCACACACUCCGGGGCCGCACACACUCCGGGACCGCACACACUUGGGUUCACGGUUAGCAGGAGGUCUCUCCACCCCGGGACCACACACAGCCCGGGACCACACACACUCCCCCCGCCGUCCACAGCCAUGAGCGUGAAGAAGGGGAUCUCCUGCUCGGACCAGGACCCGGACUGCUUGCGCAUCACCCAGACCCUGUCCUCCUGGAACGACUCGGCCCCCUACCGCCUGGUGGACCUGACCCCUGCCCCGGUGACACUAGUGUCAGUAGUAGUAGUACUAGUGUCAGUAGCCCCGUCCCUCUCCCCCACGGCGGACGUCCCAGAACACGCCCACUACACCCUGGGAACGGUCGUCCUGCUGAUCGGAAUCACGGGCGUGAUUGGAAACUCCCUCGUGAUCUACGCCUUCUCCAAGAGCCGCUCCCUGCGGACCCCGGCCAACAUGUUCAUCAUCAACAUGGCGCUGGCCGACCUGCUGAUGUGCGUCACCCAGACGCCCACCUUCUUCAUCAACUCCAUGCACCGCAGGUGGAUCUUUGGGGAGAAAGCCUGUGAGGUGUAUGCGUUCUGCGGCGCUCUCUUCGGGAUCUGUUCCAUGCUGACUCUGACCCUCGUCGCCGCCGACCGCUUCUUCGUCAUCACGCGGCCGCUGGCCUCCAUCGGCAUGUUGUCACGGCGACGCGCCGGGCUGGUCCUGAUGGGGGCGUGGCUUUACUCCUUGGCCUGGAGCCUCCCCCCCUUCUUCGGAUGGAGUGCCUACGUCCCUGAGGGUCUGAUGACUUCCUGUUCCUGGGACUACAUGACCUUCAGCCCGGGGGUGCGCGCCUACACCAUGCUGCUCUUCAUCUUCGUCUUCUUCAUCCCCCUCUUCAUCAUCAUCUACUGCUACUACUUCAUCUUCCGCGCGAUUCGCUCCACCAACAGGGCGGUGGGCCGGGUGAACGGCAGCUGCUCCAGCCGGGGGUCCCGGGGGGGCGGCGGCCAGCGGCUGCAGACCGAGUGGAAGACGGCGAAGAUCGCCCUGAUCCUCAUCCUGCUCUACGUCCUGUCCUGGGCGCCGUACUCCGGGGUCGCCCUCACCGCCUUCGCUGGCUAUGCUGACAUGGUGACUCCGUAUAUGAAUUCCGUUCCUGCUGUGAUCGCCAAGGCCUCCGCCAUCCACAACCCCAUCAUCUACGCCAUCACACACCCCAAGUACAGGCUAGCGUUAGCGCGCUACAUCCCGUGUCUGGGACGCCUGCUGUGUGUUCCUCCUGCUGACCUGCGCUCGGCGGGCAGCAGCUUCUCCUCCACCCGCCGCUCCACCCUCAGCAGCCAGACGUCCGGCGGCAGCGCCCGGCAGCACAGCGCCAGGAAGUCCCGCCUCUCCUCCGCCUCCGACAGCGAAUCGGGCUGGACGGACACCGAGGCGGACGGCUCCAGCAUGGGGUCGCGACCCGCCAGCCGCCAGGUGUCAUGUGACCUCAGAGACACGGAGCUCCCAGAACACAGAGCGUCCGUCAGGAGGGAGAGGGAGGCCGAGGUGAGACCGGCUGCUGGGAAUACUGGUUCUACUGGUUCUGAUGGUUCUACUGGUUCUGAUGGUUUGGAUGGUUCUGAUGGUUCUGGUGGUUCGGAUGGUUUUGCUAGUUGCUCGUGUUCUUCAAGAGCGGGGACCCGGCUGAUGGUCAAAUGA
Messenger RNA from Gadus morhua (Atlantic cod), 1760 nucleotides. Its product is annotated as melanopsin-A-like. Gene Ontology annotation, biological process: visual perception; G protein-coupled receptor signaling pathway. Gene Ontology annotation, cellular component: membrane. The record is from RefSeq and is a predicted model, not a curated record. The transcript has 11 exons. Gene Ontology annotation, molecular function: G protein-coupled receptor activity. Lineage: Eukaryota; Metazoa; Chordata; Actinopteri; Gadiformes; Gadidae. Bases 213 to 1760 code for a protein of 515 amino acids.